This is a messenger RNA of Micropterus dolomieu (smallmouth bass), 7039 nucleotides long. It is a transcript of the gene prkcaa, whose product is annotated as protein kinase C, alpha, a. The transcript is spliced from 17 exons. Gene Ontology annotation, biological process: peptidyl-serine phosphorylation; intracellular signal transduction. Lineage: Eukaryota; Metazoa; Chordata; Actinopteri; Centrarchiformes; Centrarchidae. Gene Ontology annotation, molecular function: zinc ion binding; ATP binding; diacylglycerol-dependent serine/threonine kinase activity. The record is from RefSeq and is a predicted model, not a curated record. The coding region runs from base 167 to 2179 and encodes 670 amino acids.
UAUCGACAGGCAGGGAAAGCCCUCAAACAGUAAGUACAGUGUCUCCGGUCCAGACCCCGCUCCGCACUCUGCUGGCUCUACUCUGUGGGCUGCGCCUGUAAACGGACAGAAGAACACUUCAAGACAGCAAGUCUGAGCUGUAGCACUGAUUUGCUUUUAGGGGGACAUGGCUGAUGGAAGUUCAAACGACUCGUCCACCGUGGACGUAGCGAACAGGUUUGCUCGCAAAGGUGCUUUGAGGCAAAAAAACGUCCAUGAAGUCAAGAACCAUAAAUUCAUAGCCCGGUUCUUCAAGCAGCCGACUUUCUGCAGCCACUGCACCGACUUCAUCUGGGGGUUUGGAAAACAAGGAUUCCAGUGCCAAGUUUGCUGUUUUGUGGUCCACAAAAGGUGCCAUGAGCUUGUCACGUUCUGCUGCCCAGGGGCAGAUAAGGGACCCGACACAGACGAUCCCAGAACGAAGCACAAGUUUAAGAUCCACACCUAUGGGAGCCCCACCUUCUGUGACCACUGUGGCUCUCUGCUGUAUGGCCUCAUCCACCAGGGCAUGAAGUGCGACUCCUGCGAUAUGAACGUUCAUAAGACGUGUGUUAUGAACGUGCCCAGCCUGUGUGGAACCGAUCACACCGAAAGGAGGGGGCGUGUGUUCCUAAAGUGUGAGGUCACCGGGGAAAAGCUGCAGGUCACAGUGGGUGAAGGCAAAAACCUGAUCCCCAUGGACCCCAAUGGCCUGUCUGAUCCAUAUGUCAAGCUCAAGCUCAUUCCAGACCCCAAAAAUGAGACCAAGCAGAAGACCAAAACCAUCCGCUCCAACCUCAACCCCAAAUGGAACGAGACCUUUAAUUUCAAGCUGAAGCCUACAGAUAAGGACCGCAGACUGUCAGUGGAGGUGUGGGACUGGGACCGGACCACUAGGAAUGACUUCAUGGGGGCCCUUUCCUUUGGUGUAUCAGAGCUCAUUAAGGCUCCAGUCUGUGGCUGGUACAAGUUACUGUGCCAGGAGGAGGGGGAGUACUACAAUGUUCCCAUCUCAGAGGAGGAUGAUGGGAAUGAGGAACUGAGGCAGAAGUUUGAGAUAGCCAAGCUAGGCCCACAUAAGAAGGUCAUCGAGAAUGAGACGGACGGCAGCCACCCUAAGCCUUCCAACAGCCUGGACCAGGUCAAACUCUGCGACUUCUCCUUCCUGGCUGUUCUUGGAAAAGGCAGCUUUGGCAAGGUCAUGUUGGCAGAGAUGAAGGCCACUGAAGAGCUGUACGCAAUAAAGAUCCUGAAGAAGGAUGUGGUGAUCCAGGACGAUGACGUGGAAUGUACCAUGGUGGAGAAGAGGGUUCUGGCCCAACAGGACAAGCCGCCCUUCCUCACACAACUCCACUCGUGCUUCCAGACUGUGGAUCGUCUGUACUUUGUCAUGGAGUAUGUGAAUGGGGGAGACCUGAUGUACCAUAUCCAACAAGUGGGCAAGUUCAAGGAACCUCAGGCAGUGUUCUAUGCAGCAGAGAUCGCUGUUGGUCUUUUCUUCCUGCACCUCAAAGGAAUCAUCUACAGGGAUCUGAAGUUGGACAAUGUGAUGCUGGACGCUGAGGGACACAUUAAGAUUGCCGACUUUGGCAUGUGUAAAGAGAACAUGGCAGAAGGAGUGUCCACGCGCACCUUCUGCGGCACUCCAGACUACAUAGCCCCAGAGAUCAUUGCAUAUCAGCCAUAUGGACGCUCUGUAGACUGGUGGGCAUAUGGAGUUCUGCUCUACGAAAUGCUGGCAGGACAGCCUCCAUUUGAUGGCGAGGAUGAAGAUGAGCUGUUCCAGUCCAUUAUGGAGCACAACGUGUCCUACCCCAAGUCCCUGUCCAAAGAAGCUGUCUCCAUCUGCAAAGGGCUGAUGACCAAGCACCCGUCCAAGCGUCUGGGCUGUAGCUCUGAGGGAGAGAGGGACAUCAGAGAACACGCUUUCUUCAGACGCAUUGACUGGGAACGCCUCCAGAAUAGGGAGAUACAGCCGCCCUUCAAGCCCAAAGUGUGUGGGAAAGGAGCAGAGAACUUUGACAAGUUCUUCACACGCACCCAGCCCAUGCUCACACCACCAGAUGAGCUGGUUAUCGCCAACAUCGACCAGGCCGAGUUUGCAGGGUUCUCUUUCAUCAAUCCACAGUUUGUACACCCGUCCCUCUGUAACAGCCUAUGAGAAGGAUGGAGAGACCUCAAAGAAGAACCUCCCUGCUCACUGCCACCCACUUAGACCAACUUCCAACCUACCAUCUGACCACAACUUCAUCAAUGCCCAAGAUAACCCUUUAUGUAUUGGUUUUAUUCAUAAGCAGCAUUUUAGGGCAUGCAAAUUUGUUCUGUAUACAAUAUAUUUGCUAGUAGUAGUAGAUUAGAUUGGUUCUUGGCCAUCACAAGAAAUAACUUCCCUCAAUAAGUUUAACAAUGAGCAUGUAGUGUAGACAAGGAAGUCCUUAUUUAACGCUGCAAUCUGUGUUGAAGGUUUACCAUAUCUGGAGGCACUGAGACAGAAGGGAUUUUAUUUAUCUACAGUAUGCCAGUAUAUGAAAUUGAAAGAAUAAAUGAAUAUAUGUCUGUAAAUUAUAUAAACAAGAGCAUAUUACAAGAGCAUUUAAGGCAUGGAUUAACUAAUUCUGGAAAAGAUGCCCUUGGAACUUCUCGUGCUUAGAAAUCUAAAUGGAUAAACAUUAUGGACUACAGAUCUAGAUGGAUGGUUGGUUUUAAUGAUCACUAUAUAUUAAAUAUUUCUCACUAUAUAUAUAUAUAUAUAUAUAAAUAAUUAUAGCCAAAUAUGAAGGACAGGUGGUUGUGAUUCAGUUUUUCCUAUAUCAAGUUUACAGUUUUCUAGCCCCUUUUCAAUUUCAUGGUGUAAAAUUCUAUUUUAGUACAAUUUAAUUCUUGCCAGUCUUCUGAACUUCUAGUGUGCGUAGCAAAUAAACUAAAGAAUUAUGUCAUUAAAUAAUAUGGAGCCUGUAAAAAUGCAAACUUGUGAGACACGUAUGAAAGUGUGCCAGGUUUGGUUCCAAUUUGUCAAAACUUAACUUAGCUUAACUGUUAUCACACAACUUCUCAUUCACACACCAAUUUUCUAACCCGUACUUGAGCUGCAGUUUGUGUACUUCCCCUGUGAGAUAAUUUUGUGGACAUUAUGGGGACACACGGGGUAAAUGGCAACCAGUUUUGUGUGUGGGCAGUGGCAGAACAUUCUUCAUUCAGGAAAAACAACAAACCUAAAACGUUUACAGUUUGUCAAGUUUUAACACUAGUCAGUGUUAACCACUGUCUCUGUCCCAUGCUCUGCCCAUAACUAAAAAAUAACCUAACAGAAACAGUAAAGACAUUUUGAUAAACUGUUGUUUGUGUUAAGAAUAUAACGUUAUGUUGUUGUGUAUUAACCAUGCAAUGUUAUAUUGCAUACAGUAUCAUGCCCAGUAUCACAUUUGUUAGGUUUCUUGGAUACAAAAGUUGCAAAUCAAAAGGAGAAUUUCUUCUGCUAAUGCUUUGUUGUCCUUUAUUAGGAAUAUGGCAACACAAUCAUUAUUAGCUUAAUCGCUAUUUGGCAUCCCUUUUUGUUUCUUGUAAAAAAGUCUUUAAAAAUAGAUUAGUUUUUACUAUCCUCUUAUUUUGUGAUCUCAUACAUACUUUUCCAUUAGAAUACAUCACUAUUUUAAUGUAUCUAAUAUCAGUGCAUAACUCCUUUGUAAAUAAUCAUGAGUUAUUUGAAAAGAGUAUAGCAAGUUACAGUUUUUAUACCAACACCUGAAUGUGCUUUUACUACAUUAUAUAUAUCUGCUCUACUGUUUUGGCAGAUUUAUCAAAUCUUUUCUUUAUUCAUAUUCAUUGAUUUUGACAGCAAAUUGUUCGUUGAUUGGAAGCGUGUCUGGCUGUUGACUGCCCUUCUGUAUCUGCACGCUGUUGGUAGGCAUCAAUCAUGCACGUGAUCCACUAAAUGCUGCAUGCUAUAAGUAUAAAACCUCUAAGAGUUACAACCUCAAAGUGAUGCCCCACUCAAAAUCUAACUUUAGAGGUAAGGGUCACCACAUGUAGUCUUUAAAGGUUUUACUUGUUUCAUCCUUUUGUAAGGAAUAAUGGUUAGCUUAAAUCCAUGUUGACUACAAUGGAUUCCAAUAGUUUUUCAUUGUAGGAAAGAAAGUGUCAAAAUGCGUAAUAAGCCACUUUUUCACUGUGUCUGUAUGUGUCUGUUUAUUUCAUAUUUAUAUGGUUUUGCUCAAAUGCACUGUUUCCCUCUCAGUCCUCACGCCCAACUCCUUACAACUCCUUAUGUCACUUUGCUUGUAGGUCUGGUCAGGGUCCGUGGCUGGUAAAUGUUUGAUACUUAAAAGUUCGAUUUAGGGUGGAGUAUCACUGUAAGCAUGGAUCUAGAUUGGUCAAAUUUAAGGUGACCAUUACAAACCACAGUCCGAUAACCUCAUUUAAACCAGCUAGACUCUUUGAUGGAUGAUUGCAGGGUACUAUGCUGCACACAAAGUCAAGUUUCAAUUAUACAGUCUUGCAACAGAAAUGAAGCAUUGAUUUGUAAGCUAUGUGUGAAAGCUAGAAUGAGGAACAACAGUGAUUUAGCCAAAAGAAUGCAGAUCGAUGGAGCUAAAGAACAUAGAAUAGACAUUCAUUACAGUUUUAAAUUUAAAUAGAUACUAAUACUAAAAUGACUUAUUAAAAGACUUUCCUGAGACAUAGUCCCUGGUUCUAUAUUAUUGCUCAUUUCUGAAGUAGCUUGCAUAUCUAAAAAUAAUACUGUUGCCCCUGGUUCCUUUAGCCUUUACCUUUUUCGGGCGAUGUGGAUCACUGAAUUGUGACUCAGAAGCACUGCUUGUUGCUAGCAUACCAGUAGGACCACUCACUCUCUAGUGUCUCAUGAAUGGGGUUUAUAUUAUAAUCUUAAUGUUGUGUUGUUGUCAUUUUGUGAAAUUAGUUAAUUUUAUUGUUGUUGGUUUCUUUUGUUGUUGUUUUUUUGCUUUUGCUUUUGUCAGUUGUUGUCAGCAUCAGUUUUAUUUCUCUAGCUUCUGCUCAAGAAAUUCAGGAAUGUUCCAAAGCAUAUAAAUGUUUGUAAUUUUUUGUCCAUGUUUUUCUAAGAGUUGUGCUCUCCUACCGUGUUUCCUAUAGUAUAUAACCUUUUGCAUGUGCUAGACGUGGAAAACCAGAACCAGACAGCGUUGCACUAGCUGUAGUUACAUGGAUGACGACAACUUCUCCCUGUGCAGGCUCAGGCCUGUCACAUCUGCUGUUCACUCUGUUAGCCCCAAAACAUAUAUGGUAGCAUGCUGCCCUGAGUAUACCAGUGCACAUUGUGUCAGUACACUUUACAAUGCCAGUCAGUUUGAUAGACGACUCUUUAUACACAGUACUAAAUUUAUUAAUUGCUUUACAAUCAGUGAAUUUCACAGAAGUGAGAGAAAAUAUUUCUUGUACAUACUCAGUUUACUCAGCAACAGUCCUGCCCCCGUCUGAGCCUAACGUGCACCUCUGUAUGUGCUGAUUUAACAGUCUAGAUGCAUCCCUUUAAUACAAUCUCUGAUGACUUGCUUCCCAAUCUUCUUUCUUCGUAGAAAUAUUUUCAAAAUGUCAAGUCAUAGUCAAUGUCUGCAUGGAAAGAUCACUUACUCUUCCCUUGUGUGCCUUUCCCAACAAAUAUACUGUACGUCUUCUUAAUCUUCGUCAUUGCUCAAUCUAAACUCUCUACUCCAUUUUUACUCCAUAUGUUUACUCCACUUACUGUUUUUAACCCAUUGUCAAAGUAGCUUGGUUAAGUUAAUUUACUUAAUUUUACGUGUUUCAGCACAUCUUCAAUGAAUGAAUGUGAAUAAAAGUAAAACGAAAAAACUGUAUGCUUUUUUUCACAUAAAUGGUCCAUCACCUGGUCUGUAAAUCAGAAUUUUAAGCACAUUUUGUUGACUGAGGCCAACAACUUGACUCAUCCUCCUGUGUCUGCUUGCUUUACCUUUACCUCCCUGUGCCUAUCAAUGACUGAAUGAUGUAGUGAGUUAACUAAUAUACGUAUCAACAAUAUCAGAGGAUGAUAUUCGGGAGGUGAAGGAACAAUGAACAGGUGAUAGAAGGGGUUAAGUCAAAUGGUGAAAGGAUAUAUGAUUAUGGUUUUCUUGUAGGACAACAUCUGUGCCUCGUCACAUUGAACCAUCCCUCCCUCGUCGUCUCUUGCACUCCCUCUCUUUCACUCUACCUGUUCCUCUUUCCUCAGUGCCUGGGCCAAGUCAAGCCGUGAUCUUAUCGACAGUGUCCUCCUCUUUUCACCCUUUAAAUCCCAUCAGGUCAGGAAAGCAGCUGAUUUUUUCUUGUGCAAUUCACUCAACACAGUUGGCAUCAAUUCCACCCUUUCAACUGAUCUAUUGGUCCCACUAAUGCACCCUGGAAAAGGAGUUAGCCAAAUGUAUUUGGUGUUUUGUUUGUUUACAUUCUGUUUGAUGUCAUCACCUCUUUUGUUUUUAAUUUAAUAGAUUAUGAUGGCCAGAAAAACAUGAAGUUACUUUCUGGUGUAAAAAUUUUAUCUUAAAUGUAAGGUUUUGAGAGAAAUCUGUUAUGAUUUGUUUUUUUCCUAAUUGGCAUUUCUUAAUAUACUCCUUUCAGGUACCUGUUUGUUUUAGAAGAAUUUUGUUUAAUGUCUUUCUUCUUUGCAGUUAGUCAUUACUUUCCGCUGCGUUCUGUUCACUGUGAAAUGAGAGAGUUGAAGUGAGCUGCCAUCUUUUUGGCCGUACAGGGCACAGGAUCAAGGAUGUGCAGGAAUGCCUUAUUCCUUAACCCACACAAUAACAAGGUCUCCAACUCUCCUCUCUUUGUCCAUUUAUCAUUGCAGUACCCCUGUCCUUGUACAUAAAUGACUUGCAUAGAUCUACAUAGAUUGUAAAAGAAAGAAUAUAUUGUAUUUUGACAAUGGUGUAUGUAUGUUUGUUUCCUUCCCGUGUCAGCCUGAAACCUUUAAAAUGUGUCUGAGCUUACCUUGUAACCGAUUGUGUCAUUUGUACCUAAUGUAUGAUAAUGCAAAUAAAAAAAACGGAAAAUGAGA